Adineta ricciae is the source of this 1413-nucleotide messenger RNA. NCBI's taxonomy places the organism in Eukaryota, Metazoa, Rotifera, Eurotatoria, Adinetida, Adinetidae. The record is from the annotation of a GenBank genome assembly.
AUGGAAUUACGUGUUGGCCAUAAAUAUCGUCUCGGACGCAAGAUUGGUUCAGGAUCAUUUGGUGAUAUUUAUCUUGGAACAAAUAUUACAACGAAUGAAGAAGUCGCGAUUAAAUUAGAAUGUGUCCGCACAAAACAUCCUCAAUUACACAUUGAGUCGAAAAUCUAUCGUUUGAUGCAAGGCGGGGUGGGAAUCCCCUUGAUCAAAUGGUGUGGCGCGGAAGGAGACUACAACGUUUUAGUUAUGGACUUGCUCGGACCAUCGUUGGAAGAUCUAUUCAAUUUUUGCUCAAGAAAAUUUUCGCUCAAAACGGUCCUUUUACUUGCUGACCAAAUGGUUAGUCGAAUUGAUUUCAUUCAUUCAAAAAAUUUCAUUCAUCGAGAUAUUAAACCAGACAACUUUCUAAUGGGCCUUGGUCGAAAAGGCAAUCUCGUGUAUAUUAUUGACUUUGGCCUUGCGAAGAAAUAUCGAGAUGCACGUACACAUCAACAUAUACCCUACCGAGAAAACAAAAACUUAACUGGCACGGCACGUUAUGCUUCAAUCAAUACUCAUCUCGGCAUUGAACAAAGCCGACGAGAUGACAUGGAAUCACUUGGCUAUGUACUAAUGUACUUCAAUCGUGGAAGUCUUCCGUGGCAAGGUUUGAAGGCAGCAACAAAACGUCAAAAAUACGAACGAAUUAGCGAAAAGAAAAUGGCGACACCCAUCGAAGAAUUAUGUAAAGGUUUUCCUGGUAAGAUUUGCUUUAAAUGUCAACUUCUCGGUUCACUUGUUUUCUCUUUUGCCAAAAUAGAAUUCACAACAUAUUUAUCCUAUUGUCGUUCAUUACGAUUUGAUGAUAAACCCGACUAUUCAUAUUUACGACAAUUAUUUCGUAAUCUAUUUCAUCGACAAGGUUUUACGUAUGAUUAUGUUUUCGAUUGGAAUCUUCUCAAAUUCAAUGGUCAACGCUUUGAUCAGAACAGUGCUAAUGAUGAAGCAGGAAAUAAAUACGAAAGCAAUGGUUAUGGUGCUAGUGGUAAUUCGCAACAGCCAGUCUAUACUAGUACAAACAAUCAAGAAAGUAAUGACGUGAUCCUUGCUCCAAUUGUUCAAAAUCAAUCGUUCAGCGUGAAUGAUGAAAACGGUCGAAUAAACAACGAAAAAGAUGAUAAACGAAAAAAACUCCACAAAUCAUUAUCACAUCACAACUAUAAUAGUAAAAAGACGAUUGUCAAUUAUGAUCGCCUCAAAAAAACAGUCUCAACUGGCAAUGUCUUUAGUCGUUUGAUGCACAGUGUGUAUCGACGAACGCCGAAAGAUUUGCAUCAAGUUCAACCACCAAAAUCAACGUCAAAUAAUUCGAAACAAUACCUGCCCAGUGGAACCGAUGCAGGUCGAUCGUCGUCAGUGCGUGUUAAUAAGAAGUAG